GUGAUACUGAAGCAGUGAAGAUGUGCUCAACAAUGGCCGCCGAACGAGCGAAUCCAGUGGCAGAGGAGCAGGUGUUGUCCUCGUGGGAGGACUUUGAUCUACUUUCAGAGGAUUCUUUCAAUGCAGCAACUCAUGACGUUGAAAGCGUCAAGAAUGACGCUUCUACUGGUGGGGGUUGUGAUACUUUCGAGGAAGGAGACGUUGAGCAACUGGGAAGGCUGGCCAGCUCUGAUUUGCCAGUGGAAGCUGGUUUAGUGCCAGCGACAAGUACUGCUCCGCAUCAUGUUCGCUUAGAAGCUGAGGUCCUCUCGGAAGAAACGCGUUUGGCUCAAGAAACCCCCCCGACUGGAUCUGGUUUGCAGCAUUCUGUUGGGACAAGCUGUAACCCUCUAGGUCCAGAUAGAAUUCAGUCUCCUUCGAACGAGAAACCUUUUGAAACAUCCAGACACAGGCAAUUGCAAAAAACAUCUGCCACCUCUGCAGAAGAAGAAGGUUCAGGUACAACUGUUCACGAGCAUGGCAGUCUACUUGACCUGGACUUUGAUUCGGUGUGUCGCUGCCUGGAGCUACUUACGCUCAGAGACGUUUGCAUGGUGGCGCAAUGCUGUAGCAGGAUGAGAGAGGCCGCUUACAACGACUCCGUAUGGCAAGCCCUCUUUCGGCGCGAGUGGCCAAGCAUCCCCUUCCCCCCGGCCCAGCCAACACCCCCAGCAUGGCGACAUCUCUUCUUCGACCGAUGGAAAGCUUGCCGCCAAUUCCGCUUCCAAGAUCCUUCCGUGUCAAAGUGGGCCUGCGAGGGGUUCUCUCCAGUCUGGCAGAUUGCUAUUAAUUUUGACCAGAGCAUAACUUGUCUAACCUGUGCGGAGCUGAGCACUUGGACAUUUUCGGACAAAGAGGCCCCCGUCCGAAAUGUGUCCAAGCACAAGCGAGCCUGCAAGACCGGGGAAAAGGCUCUGAUGGUCCCAAUAGAACUUCCCAUGUUAGAUCUCCGGGGGUGCCCUGCUGUCUCCGUAGACAGUGGCUUCCACCCUGUAAUGCUGACCUCAGUAAGCCUUUCUGCCGGAGCGGAAGAAGCAGGACGCCUAAACUCGCCAAUUACCCCAACUCCAUUCGAGGUUGGUAGAACAAAAAAAGGCGAACGAACACCAAGCUCUGAGGCGCUAGCACCAAAAGAGCACUUUUUCCUGGUGGCGGAAGAUAAGGUCCGUCUGUACAGCAGCCUUAGGGGGUGCUGCCGCACGCUCUCGACCACCCCCCCAGAACGGGUUCUGGCUCUGACCGACAGGGUUUUGGACUUGCCCGCUGGAGCACCUGAGGCAGUGAUUGCAACUGGGGGGGAGGAUAAGGUGGUGCGACUGUGGACGCUUGGGAGCCGCAGGAAAGGGGAGCAGCGACUGGUUUGCACUUUGCGGGGGCACGAGGAUGCGAUUGUCUUUCUUAGUGUGGCAAGGCACGACCCGUCCCUGCUCGUCAGUGUGGGCAGUGCGGGCACCGUCAAGCUGUGGGACGCUGCGUCCGCCCUCGAGCUGCGGGGAGCGACUGCAGGCGCUUCCAAGAGCUGUCUUGCCACGUGGAAGGUUCUCGGGCCGACAGCUGGCCUGGCGAUGUGCGGCCACGUGUGCUACGUCGCUGGGAAGACGGCUGUGACGGCCAUCGAUCUAAGAAGCCUGCGCGUUUUGGGUCCGGUCGCUUCCCAUGCCGACCGCAUCUCGGCUAUGGCGCUGAACGCCGCAGGGGACAGGCUAUCUACGGGGACGACUAGCGGGUCCGUCUUCCUUUGGGAUCCCACGCUAUCCGAUUUCCUGGCGCCCAAGCCCCUCGCGGAACUGACGUCACAUUCGGGGCCCGUUGCGCAGAUCCUCAUCGAUCGCUUCAAGGUGGUCACGCGGACGGACUUUGAAAGCAGAGUCCACGUGUCAGCCGCCGACACGGGGGUUCCAAUCUGCUCCUUCCCUCCGGAAGGCGACAACUCUCUGCAACUAGAGUGGCGGGCCGACAAGCUGCUGAUGACGAUGCGGGGGCCGCUUUUGGUGCUGGGCAAGCUUCAUAUCGUAUCUGCUGAUUUCAGCAGGUCUAGGAUAGCUUAUGAAUGUGACGAGAAAAAGGAGGAAGAGCAGGGCAGCGGUGACGACCUGGGCCGAUUCUGGGAGCGACACAGUGACGACGUAGAAGAUGAUUCCGACGCGGAUUGACUAGUCAAAGAUUGCUUUACAAAUGCAGCGGCAUGAAGCAAGCGAAGGGGAUAAUCGGAGACAGGUGCAGCAAAGUAGACUACAUGUUUCCUGUACGUUAGUAGAUGCGGAUCAUCAGAGAUAUACUACAUACCAGGAUAGCAUGGAAUCCGUCGCAACCAUCCUGGAUCAUAUGGUAUUGGACUCAUUGCCGGCACGCGGACUCAUUUGCCGGCGUCACGAUGAAAGGAAAGCGCAUGGACCGCAAGUGUCAAGGCUGGCUGAUUG
Messenger RNA from Klebsormidium nitens, 2459 nucleotides. The record is from the annotation of a GenBank genome assembly. Lineage: Eukaryota; Viridiplantae; Streptophyta; Klebsormidiophyceae; Klebsormidiales; Klebsormidiaceae.